Messenger RNA from Gavialis gangeticus (Gharial), 1571 nucleotides. RefSeq names its product tyrosyl-tRNA synthetase 2 (gene YARS2). Gene Ontology annotation, molecular function: ATP binding; tyrosine-tRNA ligase activity; RNA binding. Lineage: Eukaryota; Metazoa; Chordata; Crocodylia; Gavialidae. The transcript has 6 exons. The record is from RefSeq and is a predicted model, not a curated record. Gene Ontology annotation, cellular component: mitochondrion; cytosol. Gene Ontology annotation, biological process: tyrosyl-tRNA aminoacylation. Bases 18 to 1373 code for a protein of 451 amino acids.
UGCCCCGCGCGGCCAAGAUGGCGGCGCGCAUGCUGCGGAGCGGAGCAGCGCGGGGGCUGUUGGCAGAGCAGAGCGAGCGGGGCCUGUUCCAGAACGUUUUCCCGGCGGCGGAUCAGCUCGUGGAGCUGCUGGCGCCGGGGCGUCCGCCGCUUGCCGCCUACUGCGGCUUCGACCCCACGGCGGACUCGCUGCACGUCGGUCACCUCCCCGCCCUGCUGGCGUUACUGCACUUCCAGCGCGCGGGGCAUCGCGUCAUCGCGCUGGUGGGCGGGGCCACGGCGCGCCUGGGCGACCCCAGCGGCCGAGGCGCUGCCCGUGAGCCGCUGCCGCCCGAGCGCCUGCAGGCGCAUGCGCGGGGCCUGCGCGAUGGGCUGCACCGCGUUUUCGAGAACCACCACCGGCUCUUCUGGCCCGAGGCAGGUGGCUUGCGCCUUGGGGACGUGGAGCUGCUGGACAACAUGCAGUGGCUGGGCCGCCAGCCUCUGAUGGACUUCCUGGCCAACGUUGGGACACGCCUGCGCAUGGGCACGCUGCUGAGCCGCGAGGCCUGCCAGGCACGCCUGCAGAGUGACAGUGGCAUGAGCCUGGCCGAGUUCCUCUACCCGGCUCUGCAGGCCUACGACUUCCUGCACCUGUACACGCACCAUGGCUGCCGCCUCCAGCUGGGUGGCACCGACCAGAUGGGCAACAUCAUGUCAGGCCACGACCUCGUCACCAAGGUGACCGGAGAAGAGGUGUUUGGAAUUACUGUGCCUCUUAUUACCAGUACCACUGGGGAUAAACUGGGAAAGUCUGCUGGCAAUGCAGUUUGGCUGAAUAGAGACAGGACCUCUCCGUUUGAGCUGUAUCAGUUUUUUGUCAGACAGCAAGAUCGCAUUGUUGGAAGGUACCUGAAACUCUUCACUUUCCUUCCUCUUGCGGAGAUUGAUCAUACCAUGGAAAUGCAUGCUAAGGAACCUGAAAAGUGGGGUCCGCAGAAACGACUUGCUGCAGAAGUAACUAAACUGGUUCAUGGCCAAGAAGGUCUGGAAUCUGCUAAAAGGUGUACUAAAGCACUGUAUCACAACAAUUUGGAGUCUUUGGAGACCAUGUCUGAACAAGAAUUACAGGAACUAUUCAGAGAGGCUCCGUUUGCUGAAUUGCUGCUUGAACCUGGAAUGACUGUGCUUGACUUAUGUCGCAAAGCAAAAGCUAUUCCAGAUGGACCUCGUGGGUACCAGAUGAUUACAAGUGGUGGAGUUUCUAUAAACUAUAUUCAAGAAACUAAUGCUGAAGCUGUUCUAGUUGUUGGGCAGCAUAUCCUGAAGAGUGGAAUAUCUCUACUGAAGAUUGGAAAGAAAAACUUCUACAUAAUAAAAUGGCUUCAGUUCUGACCAAAAGGAAUACUUCAUUAAAAUAUAAGAUGCACCUUUUUACUAAAUUGUUUGAAGACUGUAUCUCAAGUCAUCGUCUGUAUUCUACGUAUUGCAUAAUAUACAGGUACAGUGUGAUAGUGUAGUAUAUUAUCUCUCACAAUGUGAGAACCUACUUAGUUAUCUCAGAUGAUUCAAAUAAAAAUUUUUGAAAAUAGA